UCAACGAGGAGGUCCGACCGUUUCAUCAUGUCUUCUCCGUUAUUCUAGCUGUAACCUAAUUUUUUUACAUUAGCAUCACAGUCAGUAUGUCUAUGUCAACGUUUCAAAAGGUGACCCUCGCGACGUGCCUUGUGCUGUGCGUGGCGCUGCUGCUUCCAAAGAUGCUGUUAUCCAGGGGCAGGAAGGAUGCUGCCGAGCGGCCAGACGGACAUUUCCCUCCCAUGAUGCACCGUCAGAUGCCUCCAGAGAGUCGCAACCAGAGGGCAGCGGCGUCAGGAUUCUCCAGGGCCCAUAACUCUGAGGCCACAGCCAGGGCUAAAGGAGCAGGAACAGGAACCGGAACUGGAGGGAAAUCCAACCUGGCAGGACAGAUCAUCCCGGUGUACGGCUUUGGGAUCUUACUCUACAUCCUCUACAUUUUAUUCAAGAUCACAUCUAAAGGGAACAGCAAGCCAUCUAGGAGGUGUCCUCCACGGCGCUCUGAGAACAUGAAAAGGAAGAUCACUGACUUCCAGCUGGCCCAGCUGCAGGAGAAGCUCAGGGAGACGGAGCUGGUGAUGGAGAAGAUCGUUUCCAGCGCCCACCACAGUCCUGACAGGGUGAGGGGAGUGACGGCGGACCAGGAGGAGAGUCUUCUGCAGCAGCUGUCAGAGAUAACUCGAGUCAUGCAGGAGGGCCAGCUGGUGGAGGGGAUCCUCCCUGAGAAGAAGUCCCAGGAAGGCUGGGAAGGUUACCCAGAGGAACCUGAUCCGUGCUGGGAGGCCACCCAGUGCUGCUGUCAGAGCGAUCCGAAAGGAGACACGGACGGGACGGAGGGAGCUACGGUGGAAAACCUUACCGGUGAUUUUAUGGGUGCAGGAGAUGCAGAUGAAGCUGCAGCAGAACCCAAAGAGCCAGAGGAGGUGGAGGAAGAGGAGGAUUAUGGUGGUCAGUUUGAUCAGGGCCUCCAACAGGAGCCCAUGGAUGGAGCCCUCCAGGAGCUGGAGCUCACGCUGAAAAUGACUGCCAUGUUGGAGCAGGAGAAAACGGAGGACCAGAGCCACCCGGGGGAGACCGAAACAUCCGGCAGCUCAGUCAGACGUAGGAACAAGAGAAGAAAGGCAAAGAAAGCCAUAUGUUGACUCUUAGGUAGCAUUUAAAUAACAAACUCCUUUCCUACUGCAGCCAAGCUCCUCAUUGGACUUUAUUUUUCUGACUAAGGUUUGCAUCAACCUAUCGUUAGCAUUUGGGGCUUUGAUGAUUUCUGAUAUAAUAAUCAGGCCUGAUGCCAGUAUGUGUGUUACAAAGAACACAAAGGAUCCUGGUAUCGCAUUAGGCUGAUCAAUGCAGUAGAAGGCAGCAAAACUACCCCACAGCAUGAUGCUACCGCCAUCAUGCUGAACAGGUAGGUCAUCCUAUAGGCCCGGUUCACAUUGCAGGCAGAUGUAGCCUAGAUCUGAUUUCUUUGGGGGGUCAAGUGAUCAGAUCAGGCUGUUUAAAAGAAGCAUGGAGUCAUAUAUGAGCCACUUUCAUAUGUGGUCCUGAAUCAAAUCAAACUUUAUUUAUAAAGUGCUUUUGGACAAUAUUAGUACAUUUUUAAUUAGUAAAAAAACAAAAAUAAAAUGCAGGUCAAGAUAAAAAAAAUAUAUGAAAAGCC
Molecule: messenger RNA, 1636 nt
Organism: Cyprinodon variegatus (sheepshead minnow)
Lineage: Eukaryota; Metazoa; Chordata; Actinopteri; Cyprinodontiformes; Cyprinodontidae
Gene: ric3b
Product: protein RIC-3-like
Exons: 6
Coding region: 87-1121 (344 amino acids)
Biological process (GO): synaptic transmission, cholinergic; protein localization to cell surface
Cellular component (GO): neuronal cell body; intracellular membrane-bounded organelle; neuron projection
Source: RefSeq, a predicted model, not a curated record